UGGACCCUACAAAUAUUAGCGACCAUCAGGUGGCGCAAACGAAUAGACGUGACGAAUUCUGAAAGAAUUAAAGAGGUUUAUUUAUUUACAUCAUAAACGAGCAGCCCCGCAGGAGAAUGUAAACGCGUCCUGUCCAUCCUCCUUCUCUUCCUCACCACCUUCAUCAUCAUCAUCAGUCCAGAGAGACCCGCGCUUAUUAUUAUUAAAGCUCAGGUUCGCUCCACUCAUCAUCGGCUGGACUUAAUGAGUUAGUCUGUGAUUAAAGAGCCUGUGUGCUGCUGAUGAGCUCGGCUGGAUUUCUACCUCUUCACCGCUCUGCCCUUAAGAUGGAGUUUGUGGAGAGAAAGCGGAGCAGGAAAUCGCAGAGCUUUAAACUGGUGAAUGAUGCAGAUUUUAUCCAUGAAAUGGAUGAUGUAGACCAGAAUGACACUGAAGGAGAUGCCUUGGAUGCCUCUGAGACUGAAGUCUGGUUAGGUGAUGAAGGGAUGGAGAUAAAGAAACAGAUAACAGGCAUGAUGCGCUUGCUGGGUGACAAGACAGGACGAGUGUACCAGCGCGUUGGACGAGAGGGUGAGACCCUCAAACAGGAGCCUCAGGAGGAGCCUGUGGCUCAGAGCCCAGCCCCUGAACAUCUCCAGAGUGGCUGGAGCUCAGUCCUCAUGGCUCACGGGCAGUACAGCACCCGCUCCAAAACCCAGAGAAUGCUCAACCACUCGAAAACUAAUGGUGGAGACUUUAUUACAGUACCUUCAGAAGACAUGGCCUUGCCCCCUGCGCCUGCUGCCAUGGCAACUGAGCCCAGCUGCUGUAUGUGCAACUGCAAGUGCACCCUGCAAGCCAUUCUGCUGGAGUUACGUACCAUGAGGAAACUAAUCCAAACUCAGAGAGGAUCUCAGGACAAACAGGGCUCCCAGGUCUCGCUCUCAUCCCGAACCUCCAUCUCCAGGAGGAGGAGCCGAAAGAGGAGGCAAGGUCACAGAGUGACAGUUCUGGCCACGCCCACUAAAAGAACCACACCUCCGCCGCCACCCACUGAGGCUGAGGCUGAUGCUGUUAAUGAGUGUAAUCAGUCUAGAGAGCGCACGCCACCAACAAUGACAACAUUUACCCCAGAUCUUAUUCCCAACUCCAAGACUCCUCCCUCUCACUACAGCGAUACCAGAGGCCAAAGCACCACAGAGCCGGAGGUGCAGUUGGCCGAGGAUUAUGAGGUAUUUAUUCCUAAAGCACAGUUGGACUCUAUCUUACUGAACUACACUCGCUCUGGCAGCCUGCUCUUCAGGAAACUGGUGUGUGCGUUCUUUGAUGAUACCACACUGGCAAACUCACUGCCCAACGGCAAGAGGAAGAGAGGUCUGAACGACACCAGGAAAGGACUCGAUCAAAACAUAGUCGGAGCCAUUAAAGUGUUCACAGAAAAGUAUUGCACAGCCAAUGGAAUCGAGAAGCUUCCUGGCCCCAGAGACUGGGUCCAGAUUCUGCAAGACCAGAUUAAACUUGCCCGGCGACGCUUAAAAAGAGCAGAGACAACCUCAGACAGUAAUGAUAUUCAGCACAAAACAGAGAAAUGUCAGCAAACUGUUGAUAAAGUGGAAACUGUGAGACAAAAAGGUGCUGCUUAUGAGAGAACAGAAUGUCUAGUUGCUAUGGAGACUGCCUGAGAAGAGAUUGUUUUCAACAAAAUGCAACCUCCGACCUCCGUAAAGGAGUCAUUUUAAUUGUUUUGUCUGUAAGCAUGUAUGGAGACACACGGCUCUGAAAUUCUCAAGGUCAGGUUUCCUUCCUUGUCUGGAAGGAAAUGACAACAUUUUGCUGAUCAACUGGCAACUAUGGACACACUUUUAUAACACAAGUACUCUCAUUUGAUCAUUUUAAAGUGGGUUUUCCAUGUCCCACUAGUUGUCUUCUAUGAAUAUAUGUGACCCUGGAGCACAAAACCAGUCUUGUCACUGGGGUAUAAUUUUAGCAAUAUGUCAAAAUGAUCCGUUUUCUUUUAUGCCAAAAAUCAUUAGGAUAUUAAUUAAAGAUCGUGUUUCAUGAAGAUAUUCUGUAUAUUUCCUACUGUAAAUAUAUCAAAACUUAAUUUCUGUGUACUAAUAUGCAUUACUAAGAACUUCAUUUGGACAACUUCAAAAGCAAUUUUCUCAGUAUUUAGAUUUUUUUUUUGCACUUAAAGAUUUUCAAAUAGUUGUAUCUCAGCAAAAUAUUGUCAUAUCCUACCAGAUAACCCAUACAUCAAUGGAAAGCUUAUUUAUUCAUGAUGUAUAAAUCUUUUUUUUUUUUUUUAAAUGACCCUUAUGACUGGUUUUGUGCCCCAGGGACACAUAUGGAAGUGUUUGUAGGUUUUCAGCUUCACCAACAAAUAUCAUCAGCAGAACUGCUGAGAAAACAUGACUGUGCCUUUAAUUCACUCUCCCAUGCCAUGCAACAAACUGAUGUCAUUUCACAACUGUGCUGUUCAUUGACACUUUCUACUGAAAUAUGUGACAUUUUCUAUAUGAAUAGUAUUUAAUGUAACAUAGUCUUACUAAUGUGUUGUUGGUAAUAUAAUCUGUCAGACUGGUUAUGUAGACAUGUAACUGUUUGACUUCCUGUGUAAGAGGAUUUAGUGUCUAUUGUAUGUGAAUAUGAGCAUUGUCCUGUGUCAAAAAAAGGUUUUUACCUCACGGUCAAAUGCUUGAAUAACUAUUCAUGGUAAUAUUCGGGUUAAAAAGAAGUUAAGCUUUUUAGACAGCGAUUUCUUGUCUCAGUGUGUAAAAGCAUUCCUAAAAAUGCACAUACGGAAAUGCACUUAUAUUGUACACCUGCCCCAUAGACUUCCACUGAAAGUGUAGAACUGAAACUCAAACUAUGUUUGCUUUUAUGAACUGAGAUAUGAGUCAGAAUGAAUGAAUGCUGCUGAUAGAGCUUAACCAUUCCUUUAAGAGAACAGAUAUUGUGUCUGGGCCUCCGUUUUAAUAUUCCUAUUUUAAAAAACCUCAACUUUAUGUUUAUUAGUGGAAAGUUGUUUGGUCUGAGAUGUCAAAUAAAUAUGGCUGUGUCUUACACGGUUGACCAAAAAAACUCA
Messenger RNA from Carassius gibelio (silver crucian carp), 3067 nucleotides. RefSeq names its product BEN domain-containing protein 7-like. The transcript has 10 exons. The record is from RefSeq and is a predicted model, not a curated record. The coding region runs from base 282 to 1661 and encodes 459 amino acids. NCBI's taxonomy places the organism in Eukaryota, Metazoa, Chordata, Actinopteri, Cypriniformes, Cyprinidae. Gene Ontology annotation, molecular function: DNA binding.